Molecule: messenger RNA, 1116 nt
Organism: Geodia barretti
Lineage: Eukaryota; Metazoa; Porifera; Demospongiae; Tetractinellida; Geodiidae
Source: the annotation of a GenBank genome assembly
AAAAUCAACGUAGCCAUCAUCGGCGUGGGGAACUGCGCCUCCUCACUGGUACAGGGCCUUCACAAGUACGUCGAGAUUCCGGCGAACGCCGAGGUCUCUGGCCUUAUGCACAACACAAUCGGUGAAUAUCGAAUCGAGGACAUUGAAGUAGUAGCCGCUUUCGAUAUCGACGAAAACAAGGUCGGCAAGGACCUGUCCGAGGCGAUAUUCACCGAGCCCAACAACACCCUCAAGUUCGCUGAUGUCCCUGCCACCGGCGUGAAGGUUGACCGUGGCAUGACGCACGACGGCAUCGGCCGUUACGUGUCUCACCUCGUCAAGAAAUCUCCCCACUCUACGUCCGACAUCACCGGCAUCCUGCGCGACCGCGAAGUUGACGUUGUUAUCAACUACCUUCCCGUGGGCAGCGAGCAGGCCACGAAGUGGUACGUCGAGCAUAUCCUCAACGCCCGCUGCGCCAUGGUCAACUGCAUCCCGGUAUUCCUGGCCCGCGAAGACUACUGGCGCAACCGGUUCGAAGAACGGGGCGUCCCCAUAAUCGGCGACGACAUCAAGUCACAGCUAGGGGCCACCAUCACCCACCGGGUGCUCACCCGCUUGUUCGAAGACCGCGGCGUCACUCUGGACAACACCUACCAGCUGAAUUUCGGAGGCAACACCGACUUCCUCAACAUGCUGGAGAGGGAGCGCCUCACCUCCAAGAAGAUCUCAAAGACCACCUCCGUUACCUCCCAGCUGGACAAUGAAAUCGACCCAGACAGCAUCCACGUCGGCCCCAGCGACCACGUGCCUUGGCUGAAGGACCGCAAGUGGUGCUACAUCCGGAUGGAGGGUCGUAUUUUCGGGGGCGCCCCCAUCAGCCUAGAGGCCAAGCUCGAGGUCUGGGACAGCCCCAAUUCCGCCGGUGUCGUAGUCGACGCCAUUCGCUGCGCCAAGCUGGCAAUGGACCGCGGCGAAGGUGGAGCGGUCGUCGGUCCCAGCGCCUACUUCAUGAAAUCUCCGCCAAUCCAGUACACUGACGACACCGCGCGAGAUAUGACCGACGCCUUUAUAACCGGCGAUGGUGUGAAGCCCACGGUGGCUGUGAGGGUGGAAGAGGCUGGAGAAGAUAAUUAG